This is a messenger RNA of Nelumbo nucifera (sacred lotus), 1205 nucleotides long. Its product is annotated as stress-related protein-like. The record is from RefSeq and is a predicted model, not a curated record. Lineage: Eukaryota; Viridiplantae; Streptophyta; Magnoliopsida; Proteales; Nelumbonaceae.
CUCGGUUCAACUGAUUCUUCUUCCACACAGCCUUCUGAAAUUCUCUGUUCGAAUCUUCGAUUUGUCAAGAAAGGUUGCGUUUCUUCGUAGGUUUAUUUAUUCUUUGAUCAGUCGUUUCCGCAAAGGGUUUGAAACAUAAACGGUGUCGACAGCUUGGUGAAUUGAACCAGUGAGAUAAAAUGGCGGGAGAGGAUGUAAGACAGCAGCCGGAAAUGGCCGAAAAUCAUGAAAAGGACCUCAAGUAUCUGGAGUUCGUCCAAGUUGCGGUAAUCCACGCCGCACUGUACUUCUCCAGCCUGUACAACUACGCGAAGGAGAACUCCGGUCCUCUGAAACCCGGCGUGCAAAGCGUCGAAGGUACCGUUAAGACCGUGGUUGGCCCUGUAUACGAGAAAUUCCAUGACGUCCCCUUCGAAUUUCUCAAGUUCGUCGACCGCAAGGUGGACGACUCUGUAAGCGAGCUUGAACGCCACUUGCCAUCGGUCGUGAAGGGGGCAGCAAGCGAAGCCUUCUCGGCUGCUCAGAAAGCUCCGGAGGUGGCUCGAGCCGUGGCUUCGGAGGUGCAGCGCUCUGGCGUGGUGGAGACCGCCACCGGAAUAGCGAAAUCGGUGUACACCAAGUGCGAGCCCACCGCCAAGGAUCUAUACGCAAAAUACGAGCCGGUGGCCGAACACUACGCUGUAUCGACAUGGAAAUCGCUGAACCAGCUUCCACUGUUUCCUCAGAUUGCCCAGGUUGUGUUACCGACGGCAGCCUACUGCUCGGAGAAGUACAAUCAGGCCGUAUGUUAUACGGCGGAGAGGGGGUACACCGUGUUUGCGUAUCUGCCGUUGGUCCCAACCGAGAGAAUCGCCAAAGUAUUCAGCGAAGAAGGGGGGAAUCAGGCAGAACCAGCUACCGUGGCGCAGUAGUGGCCGUUUGAUUUUCCUGUUUUCAUAUGAUAUUUCCUGUAUAAAAUUGUGAAAAAAACAGCAGCACAAGUCAGUAGUUGUAAGGUUUGUUUGGUUCGGUUUGGUAUAAUGUCUAUCAGUCUAUGUAAUACUUUUUUUUUUUUUUUCUACUAUAUAUCAAAUCAAACAAAUGGUUGCAAAUAGUGUUUUAGGUCUGGAAGCUUGCUUCCCUAUAAAACUUCUAACAUCAGGAUGAAAAAGAAAGGUUCUUCUUUUAUCAAUCAAAUGGUGAUUGAACCUGCUUUUCAUUCAUUA